AGUCGCUGUUGUCUUUAAUGAUUACUCUCAUUGCGUUUAGCUCCAAAAAAAAUUUGCUGUUGUUGGAAAUGUUUCCGAAAAGCUUGCUUCAUUGGAGGAAAGUUCUAUUUGGUUGCUAUGGAUUCCAACGGUAUCAACGUCCCUUGUUGAUCGUUCAGAGCAAUCUGCUAUUUGCCAGCGUUGCUCGAGCUAGAACAUACCAGUGGGAGGAAGACGUAUCAGAACAAGUGGAAAAUGACUGCAUAUUUUACAUUCUUGGUAAUCAAAUUUUUUCAUCCCAUGUUCUUAUAGAAAUAUCUGCCUAUCGUGCAUUGGAAGCCUGGAUACUUUCCUUGCGAGGUGUCAAACAACCCAUCAACAGACCAACCACCAUCGAGGCUGUGAAAAGCUGUCUUCGAAUAAAACUCGUGCAAAAUCACGAUACGCCUCUUUUAGUCUUAGCUCCGAGAAUGAGUCUUUUUGCACAUUUUUUAGAAUGGGUAGAGCAUACUUGGGUUACAACAAGUCAAUGGGAAAACAUCUUGGAACUUGUGUAUCAGCUGACGAAGAACGUAACAGUUAGCAAUCGUAUCCAGUGGGAUUGUAUUCAGCAUAUUGCCAAAAGUUUGGAGUAUGCACCGCGUGACUGUUUGGAAAAGGUUCCGGAUAUUGUGCAAGCUAUACGUGGCUUAGGAAACCUGACUAAUUGUCAAGCUAACACUAACAGUUGUCCCAUUCUUUUUGACGAUCUAGUAUUGACACCAGCUGUUUAUCAGUGGCAACAAGACUCUUAUAUCAACACAAAGAAUAUGCAGUCAAUGUUUGAACACCAUAACAUCAAACCAACAACGAAUGAAGAAUAUGAACCACUGAAAACAUGAUUGGAAAAUUCUUUUUUUAUAAUAUAAAAGACAAAUACACUAU
Messenger RNA from Galdieria sulphuraria, 903 nucleotides. RefSeq lists its product as uncharacterized. The transcript has a single exon. NCBI's taxonomy places the organism in Eukaryota, Rhodophyta, Bangiophyceae, Galdieriales, Galdieriaceae. The record is from RefSeq and is a predicted model, not a curated record. The coding region runs from base 18 to 860 and encodes 280 amino acids.